Messenger RNA from Paramecium pentaurelia, 2168 nucleotides. Lineage: Eukaryota; Ciliophora; Oligohymenophorea; Peniculida; Parameciidae. The record is from the annotation of a GenBank genome assembly.
AUGAAUUUAAGACCUUAACCAGGCCAUCAGAAUAAGAAUGGAAUUAAUCCAAUAACAAAUACUCCUAUAGAUUAUGCAUAAAGAGGGAAUCAACAACCUUAUUAUAAGCAACCUUAUCCAUAGCCUCCCAUAUAAUACACUCAAAAUCCGUAACAGUACCAAAAUCCCUAUUAUAAUUAAACUCUUCCAUAAGUUGUAUAGCAGACUAUGCCUGAGGCAGGAUAGAAACUACCUUUAUAGAGUGAUGCAAUAGAAUUAGAUCACAUGAAUGGCUUUUCUGGGCGAUAUCGAGAUGUGAUUCACUUGCAUCCUCAAAAGGAGUCCACUAUAGUAUAUGCAUUAGCUGGAUUAAUUGUAAUAGAGAACUUAAAUGAUAAACAUUAACAAUUGUUUUUGAGAGGACAUGACAUGGAUAUUAGUGCAUUAACAUUAUCAAAGACAGGCAGAUAUAUAGCAUCUGGAUAAAUGGGAUCUCGAAAUUCAAAGACACCAGAAGCACCAGUCAUAUUGUGGGAUUUCAAUGCAAGAAAACCAAUGCAAAUAUUCAGAGGUUUAAGAGAUGAAAUUACAAAUCUUUCCUUUUCAAGUGAUGAUAAAUUCUUAGCAGCUACUGCAUCAAACAAUAAUUUAAUAAUAUGGAAUUGUUAAGAUUAUACUAUUGUUCAUAAUAAAUUAUUAGAAGUUCCAAUAAAUCUGAUCACUUGGUGUCCUCCAAGAAGAUCAUCUACUAAACAUUCUUAAUAUUUAAUUGUCACUUCCCAAGGUUCCAAUAUCUUCUUAAAUACAAUGGAUUUUGAUGUUGCUUCUAUGCAAUAUCAACUCAAAUAAGCACCAUGUCAAUUACCUAGUAGUGGUUUAGUAAGAAAUUACACAAAAGCAGUAAUUGAUGCAAAUGGAGAUUAUUUAUAUGUUGGAACUCAUGCUGGUGAAAUUUGUAUUUUCAGUAUAUCCUCAUAAUAAGGAGGAAUAUUCAAAGCAACAAUACCUAUUAGUAAUAAUGGAGUUUUGAGCAUUAAUAUUUUUGGAAAGAAUCUUUUUGUUGGUUCUGGAGAUGGAAAAGUGAAGAAAUUGACUGGAAGUGAUACUAGAUGGAAUUUAGAAAGAGAAUUAUGUUUAGAAGGUAGAAUGAAUUCAAUAACAAUUGAUCCUAAUGGUAAUGAAUUAUUAGCAGGAACAUCAAAUGGUAGAAUCUACAGAAUAAACACUGCACAUUUAGAUUCAUCUGUACAUACUGAAGGACAUUAAUCAAGUAUUGUUGGUUUAUCAGUACCAUUAAAUGCAUGUGAUCUCUUUGUCUCCAUUGAUUAUGAAGGUGUAGUUAUGGUAUGGGAUAUGAAUGAAAUGCUUGUUAUUACAAGAUGUAUUCCAAUUAACAUGAACAGAGUCAAAGGAUCAUCAGUUUAUUUGGAUCCUGAUAGAACUAUCAUCUCUGGUUGGAGAGAUGGGUUUAUAAGAGCAUAUAUGAUAACUAAUAAACCAGUAUCUCCUAUUAAAUGGGAGAUUGUUAAUGCUCAUAAAGGAGCUGUAACUACUUUGUAUAGUGAUCAAAAUUACUAUCUCUCUGGUGGUGAGGAUAGUAUUAUUAGAGUUUGGUCUAAAACUGCAAGAUAAUUAAUAACUUAAAUAUCUAUCCAUUCUAAAGAAAUUACUAAAGUAUUUCCAGAUCUCAUGAAACCUAAUUUUAUUCAUUCAUGUUCAGCUGAUAAAACUAUUUACACUUAUGAUCUCAAGACAGACAAAAAGGUAAUUCAACAUUAAUCUAGAAAUGGAGUUCUACUUGAUAUGACUUAGAGAAAAGAUAAUGAAUUAGAACUAAGUAAUUGAAAUUUCUUAUUAUAUUUUAGUUACUUGUGGUAUAAAUAUGCCCAUCUAAUUUUGGGAUAUAGAUAUUGUAGAGCCAGUCUAAUCAAUAGAUGUAACAAAAUUGAAUUCAAUUGCCAUUAGUCCAGAUGGUAAAAUAUUGGCUACAGGAUCAGAUUCUGGGGAGGUAAAUUAAUAAUAAUAUUAUUUUUUAGUUAAUUUUGAUCUCCAUAUUAACUUAAUCAAUUUUGGGUAAAUAUUUAGGGCAUUCUUCUGGGGUUUCUAAGGUAGCUUGGACAAGUGAUCAAAAAUAAGUUAUCACAACUAGUUAUGAUGGGACUGUAUGCUUAUGGAACAUUUAUCUAUGA